AUGGAAUGGUUCUCCUCCAGACCCCUUACCAUAUCAAGCUGCAUUGAGAAUAACAUGUCUUCCACCCAAGUUGCCGACCAGUUGCCCUGGAAUCCUAACAACGCCCAGUUCCCUUUACGGAAAGAUCUUUCAAAGAUAUCCGGUGCACCCGACGGUGCUGCUUGGGUCUGGGGCAAAGAUGAUGAGCUGGGCAGAUUGAACCUCUUGACGCCGCAACGGGUCAAGGCAUCUGCUGCUGAGAUUGAGACUGGCGAGAUGGUUCGACUAGACCUUCCUCUCACGGUGCCUGAGCAGCCGGCUUUGGGCCGCGAGGUGUUCCAGCAUAACAUCAAAACGCUUACUGAUGGUAUUAUUUAUGAUGAUACAUACAUUAUGAACACGCAGAGCGGGACGCAGUGGGAUGGAUUCCGGCAUUUCGCCCACAUCGACAGCAAGUGUUUCUACAAUGGGGCCACAAGCAGCGACUUUGUAGGCGAAACCGCAAACCACCGCUGCAGCAUCCACCACUGGGCAAUGCACGGAAUCGCCGGUCGAGGACUCCUCCUAGACUACUACCACUACGCCCAAACAAACAACAAGUCCUACGAACCCUACACAACACACAUCAUCACUCUAUCCGAGCUUCAAGCCUGUGCAACCUCACAAGGUCUAGAUCUCCGCCCGCAGUCUGAAGGCGGCGAGAUCCGCAUCGGAGACAUUCUCAUCAUCCGCUCGGGUUUCGUGGAUCGAUACUACGAGCUCAGUUCCGAGCAGCGGUAUAAAGCUGCCACACGGUCCCACGAGGACGUGUGCUUUGCGGGACUGUCGCGCGAGCCAGCUCUCCGGGACUGGUUACAUGAUUGUUAUUUUGCGGCUGUGGCGGGUGACUCGCCGACGUUUGAGGCGUGGCCUGUUCCUGAACAUGAUUAUUUGCAUCAGAGCUUGUUGGCGCUGUGGGGGUGUCCUAUUGGUGAGAUGUGGGAUCUGGAACGGCUUGCUGAGAAGUGUCGGGCUAGGCGGAAGUGGACUUUCUUUAUGACUAGUGCUCCGGCCAAUAUGCCUGGGGGGUUGGUUCCCAUGCGAAUGCUACUGCCAUUCUUUAGAUCAGAUUUGUGGUAUAUUGAGGGUAUUUAG
Penicillium concentricum is the source of this 1113-nucleotide messenger RNA. RefSeq lists its product as uncharacterized. Bases 1 to 1113 code for a protein of 370 amino acids. The transcript is spliced from 7 exons. The record is from RefSeq and is a predicted model, not a curated record. Gene Ontology annotation, molecular function: arylformamidase activity. NCBI's taxonomy places the organism in Eukaryota, Fungi, Ascomycota, Eurotiomycetes, Eurotiales, Aspergillaceae.